CUCCUCCCCCUCCUCCCACCUGCCGCGCAGCUCGACGCCCGAGCCUCAGAGUGUCGCACCCCGCGCCCACCCCUCUGGUCAGCAUCACGCGUCUCGCUCCUCCCGCUCCCUCCUCAUUCUCUCUCUCUCACACCACACCCCUCGGCAGCCAGCGAGGACACACGCUGUGCCACAGUUCAGCCUCGACCGAUCGAUCGAGACCUCUCCAAUGGUGCAGCGUCCCGAUGUCUCUGUGCUCUCACCCCCCCUCUCGCACUCAGCACAACCAAACGGAUGCUGGCGGCCACACGGGAGCUCGGCCAGCCCAAACCACGUCAAAUCAUCUGGCGCGCGGGCUCCCUCCCCCAUCCUCCUCCUAGGUGCUCUUCUCCCCCGCCCAUCCCCCAUCCCCGCCCCCCGGUGCCCCCCUGCCGCCUCUAGCCGGCCGCGCGCCGCUCUCAUGCUGGCGCGCGCGACCGGGUGUGCGUGCCACAAAGUGUGCCAGUCCUCUCUUUCACCCGUGGUCGUCUUUUUGUAGAGUUUUUUCCAAGUC
Messenger RNA from Emiliania huxleyi CCMP1516, 532 nucleotides. RefSeq lists its product as hypothetical. The annotation marks the transcript as partial. The record is from RefSeq and is a predicted model, not a curated record. NCBI's taxonomy places the organism in Eukaryota, Haptophyta, Isochrysidales, Noelaerhabdaceae. The transcript has a single exon.